Molecule: messenger RNA, 2613 nt
Organism: Arabis nemorensis
Lineage: Eukaryota; Viridiplantae; Streptophyta; Magnoliopsida; Brassicales; Brassicaceae
Source: the annotation of a GenBank genome assembly
AUGGCUUCGCGAUUCCAGGAAGCUUCGCUGGUUACUUCGCCGUCGUAUCCAAACGCCGUCGUUUGGUCAUCGGAGAAUCUCAUCGCCGUCGGAGCUGGCCACCUCGUCAUCAUCCUCAAUCCGGCAUUACCUAGUGGACCUCGUGGAUUGAUCACAAUCCCUAAUGCUGACCCUUAUCAGAUUGGUCUUGUUCCCUCACAAGAUUUGCUGAUUGGUGGACUCUUACCUUCGAGUUUGAAGAGGGAAAGAAACCCAUGUGUUCGAUCUCUCUCAUGGUCUGAUAUAGGAAUGUCUCCGAACCACGGGUGUUUACUGGCUCUUUGCACAGCAGAAGGAAGGGUUAAGAUAUACCGGCCUCCGUAUUCUGAUUUCUGUGCUGAGUGGAUAGAGAUUGUUGAUGUGUCUGAUAUGCUUUAUGAGAAUCUAUCAAGAAUGAAUUUUGGAGAGUCCAACAAUCCUUCUACGUCAUUAUCUAAGGAUCUAGUGGUGCAACUUGACCAUGAAGAUGAUGAAAGGAAUUUAACUCUGAAGGCACACAAACGAAGAAGAACAAGCCGAGACAUAAUCUUGCAUGAAAAGAGUUUUACAGAUAAAGCAUCAUGUUCCAAGCAAGACAGUCAAACGGGGCAUAAUGUACUUGAUAUUGAAGCAUAUGAACAGGCAAGCAAUGCCGACCAUUUGCCUAAAACGUCAAAAAAUUGCAGUCAAGAGAUAAGUCCAGAAAAAUAUGUUUCUCGUGAGGCAUUAUUAUCCUCUCUUUCUGUCGCCUGGUCAUCUCUACUAACAUUCUCAUCAGAAGGUUCUUCUUGUGAGAAAAUGUUGAGAUUCUCUCUUUUGGCAAUUGGUUCAAAGUCCGGCUGUGUUUCCAUAUGGAAAGUUCAUGCACCAGAAUGCUAUAACAUUGAACGCAGCAAUGUAACUCCCAUCGUGAAACUUACUGCUAUAAUUCAGGCCCAUAGCUCAUGGGUUUCAACGAUGAGUUGGGGAAUUUUUGGCUGUGAUUCUUCGAAUCAGCAAGUGGUGUUGGUUACUGGGAGUUGCGAUGGUAGUGUAAAGAUUUGGAUGAGCGACAAAGAAGACGUGCAAAAAUCUGUUGAGGUCUAUAAAUCUUCAUUUUUUCUGUUGAAAGAGGUUGUAACGGUAAAUCCUAUUCCGGUUUCAACGCUUUCAUUUGCUGUAAACAAUGUUUCGAAUGCAAUGAACUUGGCAAUUGGCAAAGGAUCUGGUUCCUUCGAAGUCUGGAAGUGUGACAUAUUUAGCAGAAAGUUUGAACAAGUUGCUUCAACUAAUGCUCAUGACCAAGUAGUUACGGGUUUAGCUUGGUCAUAUGGUUGCCGUUGUUUGUACAGUUGCAGUCAGGAUAAUUAUGUCCGGAACUGGAUUUUAUGUGAGAAUAGCAUCUCUGAAGUGCCAAUUCCUGCAAACACUCCUGGUCUCAAUAGCACGACUGAUCUUCCUGAUGAUUUUCUAUCAUGCCUUGGUGUGGCAUUGUCCCCUGGAAACCUUGCUGUUGCUUUGGUCCGCAGCUUUAACGUUGAACUCUUGAACCCGAUGUACCAAGCCAGAUCGCAGAAGGCUGCUCUAGAAUUCCUCUGGAAUGGUGCACAACAAUCCGGUGAGUCAGAAGAUUCUUCAGAGACAAUAACGGAAGCUAUUCUGGGUUUCUCCAAGAAUGAAUUCGCAUACUGGGAAUCGAAUUUGCUCUGGUCGUUGAAAAAAUUUAACGAUUUAAAUAAGCUUCUAGUUCUAUGGGAUAUGGUAGCUGCAAUGUUGGCGUUCAAGCAAUCAAUGCCAGAGUUUGUUGAAUUGAUCUUGUGCCGAAGAUCUCCAAACGCUUCUCUACUGUUCCUUACAGGCUAUUACUUACACAUUCUCAAUGUAAUCUCCAGACGUGUAAUGUUAUCAGAGCUCAAAAGGGAGGAAAUCAACAGAAAAUUGCAAGGUCAAAGAACGAACAAUGAAGAAGAGAUUGAUCUGUGGCUCAAACUGCUUGAGGAAAGCGAAAGAGAACUCCGAGAGAGACUGAUUGGUCUCAGUUUCUCGGCUUAUCUAAGCACUGAGUCAUCUCCAGGUACUGUUUUCUCUUCCACUGGGAGUUGGCGUCCAACUGGAUUGGCUCAGUUGCAACAAUGGGUUGAGAUAAAUCACGAUAUUGUCCCUAGUCAGCUUGAAACACUUUCCGCGGAAGUAAAAUCUAGUCUAACAAGAUCAAGUAACAGCACAGAAAUCGCAUUAGAGGAAGAGAAAUGCCCAUAUUGCGCCGCGCCUGUCCAUUUCCACUCACCAGAAGAAGCUUUUUGUCAAUCUCCGCACCAAAACAAGAAGAAGAGCAAAGACAAASAGAGAUGUGAUCAAAGUCACGAGCUUGAGAGGUGUUGUGUCUCAAUGCAAGUAUGUCCACCAACUCCUUUAUGGUUCUGCAAAUGCUGCAGCCGAAUGACUUUAGAACUCGCUCCAGAGACCUUAUUUGCAUUGCCUUCGUUCCCGAGUGAUCUCAAAUCGCUUWCGGAAUCUUACUUUAGCAAUGUUGCCACAAAACCAUUCUGCCUCUUCUGCGGAAUUCUCUUGCAGAGAAAGCAGCCWGAGUUUCUGCUCUCUGCUUCACCUGUGUGA